Polistes dominula (European paper wasp) is the source of this 3159-nucleotide messenger RNA. Its product is annotated as protein I'm not dead yet. Gene Ontology annotation, molecular function: succinate transmembrane transporter activity; citrate transmembrane transporter activity. The record is from RefSeq and is a predicted model, not a curated record. Gene Ontology annotation, biological process: transmembrane transport; citrate transport; succinate transport. Gene Ontology annotation, cellular component: plasma membrane. NCBI's taxonomy places the organism in Eukaryota, Metazoa, Arthropoda, Insecta, Hymenoptera, Vespidae.
AUGGCUCAAAGAGAAAACGAUUUCGUGGUAGAUGAUGAAGAACAAAACUCUCAGAAAAAAGAAUUCUGGAUAAACACCGGUAACUUUUUUCAAUUAUAUUGGCGAUCAAUCUUUGCUAUAAUUUGGUUUCUAUUUUUAACAACUUUUCUGUAUAUUUACGAUUGUCAGGAGGUCAGAUGUGCAUUCGUCGUUUUAUUAAUGGCAGGAUAUUGGGUGACCGAGGCUAUUCCUGUACCCAUUACAUCCAUGAUGCCGGUCGUUCUCUUUCCAAUCUUUGGAAUAAUGAGUACACUUGAGACCGUGUAUUGCUACAUGAACGAUGCCAUAAUGAUUUUCAUGGGUGGUUUGAUCCUUGCGUUUGCGACGGAACAUUGCAACCUGCAUAUGAGAAUAGCUCUCUUGGUCAUGAACAUGCUUGGAUGUAGCCACACAAAACUUCUAGGUGGUCUCUGUACCGUAACCACUUUUAUAUCAAUGUGGAUCGCGAAUGCUGCAACCACUGCGAUGAUGGUGCCCAUUGUAUUUGCCGUUCUCUACGAAUUGGAAAGGUAUCUUUUUGUUAUAUUGGCACAGCAAGGACUAGGAAAAGUAUUCUACGUUAAAAUAGAUCCAGAGGAACCCGAUGCCGAUCCUGAAUUAAAACCAACGAACGUGACAAAAGCUUAUUUUUUCGCGGCAGCGUACGCCUCGACAUUUGGGGGAACUGGAACUUUGGUUGGUACACCAACAAAUCUUGUCUUCAAAGGAAUCUUCGAAUAUACAUUUCCCGAAGCGGAACCAAUUACAUUUGGCACAUGGACUGUAGCUUGUUUUCCACAAAUGGCUCUCAAUUCCUUCAUUUUGUGGUUGCAUCUUCGAAUAGUUUAUCUUGGAUUUCUAAGACCAAAGAGCAAAGAUGCCGAAGCUGCGAGAAUUGGUCCGGAAGGCGAGAGAGUAGCCAAUCAAGUGAAUUUAGUGAUCAAAGAAAAACUAAAACAAAUAGGUCCAAUGUCCUUCCAUGAGAUCGCUGUAUCGGUACUUUUUUUAACUUGUAUAUUUCUAUGGGUAUUCAGAUCUCCUGGAUUUGUUACAGGCUGGGCGGACCUUAUAUCAAACGUGGAGAUCAAGGAUUCAACACCUGCACUUUUCAUUUGCUUGUUGAUGUUUUACAUCCCUAGAGAUCCCAAUUUUAUAUACUUUUGGAGCCGAGAUCCCCAAAAAAGACCAUGGGGUCCAUCCGAAGGUUUAAUAACUUGGAACGUGAUUAAACGAAAGAUGCCGUGGAGAUUGGUUUUUCUUCUAGGUGGUGGAUUUGCCAUUUCCAAGGCUAGCAAUGAAUCCUGUCUGGCUAUAAGACUAGGUCGAUCCUUAUUACCGUUACAAACUUUACACCCUCUGCCGUUAUUGGCAGUAGUUUUGUUAUUCGUCGGUACUCUAACGGAAGUGACCUCAAACGUUGGAACUGGAAAUAUUAUUAUACCAAUAAUAGCACAUAUGGAAAGCAGAUGUGCUUUCGUUAUAUUAAUAAUGGCUGGAUAUUGGAUAUCAGAAGUAUUCCCCAUGGCAAUCACUGCAAUGUUGCCUAUUAUUCUCUUCCCCUUUCUUGGUUUACUUAGUACAGCUGAAACAUGUGCCUGUUACAUGAACGAUACAAUCAUGGUCUUCAUAGGUGGCUUGAUACUCGCUGUAGCGAUCGAACAUUCCAAUUUGCAUCUCAGAAUCGCCCUUGGUGUAAUGAAAAUGGUCGGCUGUAGUCAUGCCCGUCUACUUGGUGGUCUUUGUGUAGUCACCACGUUCAUAUCCAUGUGGGUUUCGAACACGGCUGCGACGGCUAUGAUGUUACCUAUUAUCUUCGCCAUCCUUCAAGAAUUGGAAGAGGCUGGAUUUGGUAAGGUGUUCAUAACGGUACCUGACCCAGAAAAUCCCAAUGAACAAAUAUUGAGACCAUCGAAGAUCACAGUGGGUUAUCUUUUAUGCAUCGCAUAUUCUUCCACUUUCGGUGGAACGGGAACUCUCGUUGGUACCGGAACGAAUCUUACAUUCAAAGGAAUUUAUGAGAGCACCUUCCCUUCUUCCAAUGGUAUCAAUUUCACCGACUGGUUGAUAGCUUCGUUUCCACAAAUGAUCGUCAAUUCGUUUAUCACCUGGAUCUACAUACGAAUAGCAUAUUUGGGAUACUUAAGACCAAAAAGUAAGGAUGCUUUGGCAGCUACAAUAGGUCCAGAAGGCGAAGAAAUCACGAACAAUGUCAUUAAAACACGAUAUACAAAUUUAGGUCCUAUAUCGUUUCACGAAAUCGGAGUUACUACAUUAUUUAUAAUGUGUAUUUUCUUAUGGGUAUUUAGAAAACCUGGCUUUAUUCGUGGAUGGUCCGAAGUUAUAACAGAUAUAGAUAUAAAAGAUUCUACGCCAGUUAUAUUUGCUUCGAUUCUUAUGUUUUUCAUACCAAAAGAGCCUGCUUUCAUUCAUUCCUGGAGUAAAGAUCCUGCCAAAAGACCGAUCAAAUCAUCGGAGGGUUUGAUAACUUGGAAAGUCAUUGAAACUAAAAUGCCAUGGAGUUUGAUAUUUUUACUGGGUGGCGGUUUUGCUAUUGCUAAAGGAAGUGUUGAAUCUUGCUUAGCCCACAGAGUUGGUCACGUUCUUGUACCACUUCGACAUUUACCACCAAUUAUUGUAAUGGCAUUCGUUUGUUUAUUCAUCGGCAUAAUUACAGAAUUUACGUCCAACGUCGGCAUUGCCAAUAUAACAUUACCAGUUAUUGCUCAAAUGUCUAUAGCUAUGGAACUACAUCCGAUGUACUUAAUGAUACCAGCUACGUUAAUGUGCUCAUUUUCAUUUCGAUUACCAGUUGGUACUCCUCCAAAUGCUCUCAUAGCAGUCGCAGGUCAUAUUCCAACUAAAUGGUUAAUACUCGGAGGAUGUAUGCCUUCUAUUUACAGUUUAUUAGUUGAACUACUUGUAUUUUCAACAUGGGGUGCCUACAUCUACGACAUCAACCAUUUUCCUGCUUGGGCUGCUGAUAUUCGAGAGAGCGAAGAUACUAAAUGUACUUAAUCUUUUUUUUUUUACGUAUUGAUGAUAUAUAUAAACGAAAAGUCAAUUUCUAUACAUUAACUUUCAAUAAAGAUUAAUAAAUACAACGUAGCAAUUUGUUUACAAAUCAUUAGAUUUAUAUUACAA